Molecule: messenger RNA, 1223 nt
Organism: Daucus carota subsp. sativus
Lineage: Eukaryota; Viridiplantae; Streptophyta; Magnoliopsida; Apiales; Apiaceae
Product: urease accessory protein D
Exons: 8
Coding region: 67-972 (301 amino acids)
Molecular function (GO): nickel cation binding
Source: RefSeq, a predicted model, not a curated record
AAGUGAAAACAUCACAAGUGGGGUUUUUGUUGUGCAGUCAUAUAUCUUGAUUAAUCCAAGAAAAGAAUGGAUGUUGAAAUGGAAGAUUUGAAAACUGGGACGGUGGUAGUGGAGAAAGUAAUGGGAAAGUCAACGGCAACAAGAUGCUUUUCCAAGUAUCCUCUCAAGUUCAUUCUCCCCAGAAAGGUCGGUUCCUCUCAAACUGAUGCUGUAUGGAUUUAUGCUCUCACUUAUGGUGGAGGAAUUGUCUCUGGAGACUCUAUCUCAUGUGAAUUCACUAUUGGAGAUGGCUGUACAGCAGUUUUGACCACCCAAGCUUCCACAAAAGUAUACAAAUGUGUGGGGUCAAGGUGCUCUGUUCAGAUAUAUGAGGCAAGAAUUGGAAUUGAUGCCCUUUUGGUUGUCAUUCCAGAUCCAGUGACUUGUUUUUCCACCGCAAAAUACUCCCAGAAGCAAGUCUUCAGAAUAAUGUCGAACUCAAGCUUGCUUAUUGUUGACUGGAUUACUAGUGGACGUCAUGAAAGUGGAGAGAAAUGGGAUUUCACACAUUAUAAAAGCACUAACCACAUAUAUUUGGAAGGAGAUGAGCCUUUGUUUCUUGACACGGUUCUUUUAGAGCAAGGAAGCACUGUUACUAUUGCUGAACGCGUACAAGACUACCAAGUACUCGCGAUGGUCAUAAUCCUGGGGCCCAAGUUGAAGCAUGUUCAAACCAAAGUUCAAGAAGAUGUCAAGAAUAUGAUGUCUGAGCAACUUCAAUUACCCGCUACUAGCUUACGGAGAUACUCAGCUCCCAGUACAAGCCACUCUUUAAUCAAACCAAGCUUCCUAGCUUCGUGCAGUCCCUUUGGUCCUCAGGGAAGCGGUGUUGUCAUUAGAAUAGCUGCCAUGACGACAGAAUCAGUUUACAGGUUCUUGCAACAGCAAUUAGCUAGCUUGGAGCCACUGGUUGGAGUGUUACCAUAUUGUUAAGUAAAAACAAAAGUCCACUUCUGUAUGUGUUCUCUUCAUUUUUCUAAUAUAAAUCGCACAAUAAAAGUGCUGAAUAGAGGAUUUUCUUUGUAGUUCCAUUACUAUGUUCUCUGACUUGGCAAUGCGUAUGAUUAAGGUUUGAGUCGGCAAUUGUUUAUUUUUUUUUUGUAAAAUACCCGGAUAAUAUUGUUAUAGCUGUAUAAGUUUUUAUACUCAAAUCAAAGCCCUCAUCCCAAUAGUGCUUUUGGAUC